Molecule: messenger RNA, 1275 nt
Organism: Closterium sp. Naga37s-1
Lineage: Eukaryota; Viridiplantae; Streptophyta; Zygnematophyceae; Desmidiales; Closteriaceae
Source: the annotation of a GenBank genome assembly
AUGUUCUGUUGCUUCUGUCGCUCGCGAGCCGCGGACGAUGACGACGACUACGCCACGUCACUCCCCCCCGCUCCCGCGAAUCGCAAGCACGCCGCGCCAACCGCCACCGGAGCAUCCGCGGGCGUGCACGAGUUCGCGAGCCAGAUGGCGGCGGCGGACGACCGCGUCGCCAUGUCGUCCGUCGCCGUGCUUCACGCCGCGCAGAUCCGCAGCAUCCGUUCCGAGAAUGCCGGCGACGCGAGGCCCGUCGGCACGCCGCCGAGUCGCGGCGGGAGUCGCGGAGCGACCCCCCGCGAGUCGCAGCGGUCGCCGGGUGUCGCCGGCGAUUGGAAUCGAAAUUAUCAAGGCCAGUCCACUCCGGGGGCAGCGUCCGGUGCGGGGUUUGGAUCGAAUGCUGCCGCGGUGGGAAGCGGAGUUAGCGGGAGCGGGUUUGGCGGGGCCGGUGGGGUCCAUAGCAUGUCAGAGCCUCGAAUCGCAACACCUGGUGCUACAGGGGACAAAUUACCGCUAUCGCCUCUAUCGGGUAUGCUUAUAACGGGCCAGGCGCAAGGUCACAAUUACAGCCCCGCACAGGGGGGUCAUCAUCACGCGCAGUAUGCGCAUCAGGGGGAGAGCGGGGGGGCGGGCGGGGGCGCAAGCGGAGGCAUUGGCGCAGGCGGAGGCGGAGGCGGCGCAGGGGGAGCGGGUGGCGCAGUUACGAUGGCGAGCGGACCUGGGACGCAGCGCCCCGUGCCAAUGGCGUCGAGCGCGGCCGCGUCUGCGCCGGGUCGCGCGCGGAUACUCGCGUGGCUUCAGGAGUCAGAGUUUAACUACGCGAUAGUUGACGAGGUGGACAACUCUCCUACGAAGCUUCCUCCCUCAACCGGUAAAGGGUCAAGCAGCGCCGCCGGUGAUAGCGACGCUGUGACUGUAGGCGGAGGUGACAGCAGCGGGGGCACGAACAGCACGAGAGAAGGCAGCCACGACCCUUUUAGACCCGCACUCUCCAACCCUGACGAACCCGCUAUAGAGAAACUCGGUUCGUUCUUAUCGAGCCUGCUAAACGGGUGCUAUGAUGACGCCAGCAGCCCCGCGCCUCCCCCUCAGCCGGGCAGCAGCAAUCAGCCGUUCGAUCCGUUCGCUAGUUCUAGUAACGCGGGGUCGUGGCGCAGAGAGACCGCAGUUGUGACUCUACCGGGCUGGGGGCUGUGGGCAGCAUUGGAGCAGGGCGGGUUGGGGGGGGAAGGAGGGGCAGAUGGGGCGGCCACAGAAGUGCAGGCACAGCAGCAGGUGUAG